GCAACGCACAUCUUUCACAUAGCAUCGUCAUUCAAACUGCAAGUUCCGGUGGCGCACACUCUGAGCGACAUAUCUCCGGCGGCUAGAUCCCACUCUUCGGCACAUUAAUACUCAACGGGCGACUCACUGGCAUGUCGUUCCGUGCGCUCGCCAAUGGCGCCCCAGUCAUGGCUCAGCGCGCAGCUAGCUCCAUAAAAGGACCACGGAGACGUCAAGCAACAGCCGGAGGGCAAGCCCAACAGAGCACCGGUGCGCAGGCCCAAGCUUCUUCCCCUGCCGCUGCUUCACCCUCUGCCGCUGCGAAUCAAGCAUCUGGCCAGGCUGGGCAAUCACCUAGCGCAGCCGCUGCGGCCGGCUCCUCUGCGGCGAGGUCGGCAGGAUCGUCGGCAAGCGCAGGCGCUGCUUCGCCCGCAGGUUCACCAAGCGCGGCACAGAACUCCGCGCAGUCUGGGGCAGCCCAGAACGGGUCAACGAAUUCGCCUGCAGGCGGUGCGAGCGGCUCAUCAGCAGCGUCGGCUACAACAUCCAGGCCAACAGCAGGCCCCCCCUCGAAUCCGGGGGCCUUCAUUAGCAGCACGGUCCAGGGCGGCUCCGGUGGAUUAAGCCAGCCAGCGAUAGGGGCCCUAGUUGGAGGCAUCAUUGGCGGUCUGGCUCUAGUUAUUGUCGUUUUUGUGAUCUGGCGCCAGUGCCGCGGCAGGGGCGAAAAGAUUGCACCUCCACCGCCACGGGAAGUGUCGUACCGCCCUCCGACCAUGGUCGGAAAUGCUCGCCGGUCCAUGAGUAUGACAAUGAGUAGCAACCACCGCGUCAGCUCAUAUUCAACUCGUGAGUGGGAGCAGUUACUCGUGGAGGGUGCUGACACCCAAGUCAUAGGUCCACGCGCCUCGGGCACGUACAGGCAAUCGUACUACUCCGCAUACCCGGUCGACUCGCCGAACUCCUCGAUCCAGCAGGACCAGUCUCCUCGCUUCCCCUCUAAUUCAAUCCCAUCCGGAUCGCCCUCCCUCACGUCAUCUGGCGGAAAUACAACACCGCACCGCGAUGGCUCGACAGGCAGUGCGCCAUCUUCUGGGCCCGAAACCACGUCAGCGUUCCAAGAACAUGACGGCCGCCCUCUCCACCGCAUCGGCAACUCUGCUGACCAGCUGUCACCAUACGACAACAUUGCGUCCACAGACGGCUCUGAAUCGCGCACUACCGGCUCCAAUUCGCGCACCAGCUCGCCUCCUCCCUCCGUGGUUGGUCGCCUGCCCCAGCGAUCGCCUUCCAUGGGCUCGCUCGGCGGCGGCCUGCGCUACGGCCACCAGCGCGGCGCGCCCCAUCACAGGUCAAUUUCCAUCACUCUUCCUCGACCUUUGAGCCAGACCUCGAUCAACGCGCUGGACAGCAAUGUACCAACUCCGACAGGGGUAUACUACCCUCGUACCGGAUUCACGAGUAAUCGCUCGACACCUCGCACAUCGAUCCACGGCGAGCUCGGUUCCGUGCCGAUGCAGUCGUCGCCCUCCGGCCACCGCCGUGGGCUCUCCACGUCGUCGCGUGCCUCUGACAAUCGACCCGACGCGGCGCAGGUCGACAACCUGCGCUUCGAGGGACGCGAGGACAUCGUCUGAGCACGUCGCUCCAGCUCCACAUCGCAACGCGCAGCCGCGCAACUAUUUUGAUUCUCCAAAUCGCA
Molecule: messenger RNA, 1678 nt
Organism: Cutaneotrichosporon oleaginosum
Lineage: Eukaryota; Fungi; Basidiomycota; Tremellomycetes; Trichosporonales; Trichosporonaceae
Source: RefSeq, a predicted model, not a curated record